GCCCCUGCAAGACUCACCUCCCCGGUGAAGUGGUUCCGUCCCGUUAGUCUGACUCCGGUUUGCUCACAGCGGACUACAUGAAGAACAUGCGGAUUAAACACAUUUUAAGAUGAAAUUAGACAAUAAAAUGAACUUUUACCGCCUGGUGAUUCUCUUGGCAGCGUCGGUGUGUGUGUGUGAUGGCGUGCAUGUUGCUGUGCAGGAGAAGCAGCAGAUCAGGAUGCUCUUCCAGUCUGUGGCCCUCCACUGUCAUUACCAAACAGCCUCCAAACAAACUCCGAUGGUGCAUUGGUGGUACAAGUCCUACUGUCGAGACCGAUCAAAAGACUCCUUUAGCCUGCCGGAGAGUCUGGGCAUUAAGACCACCGAUCAGGCAGCCACAGCCCACCUGGACUGUUCCGACAGCAGCCGCACAGUUCGGCUUGUUGCCUCGACUCAAGGAGCCUCCCUGACUCUGGGAGCUCACUACAAAGGCAGAGACAUUUCCAUCGUAAACAAAGCUGACCUUCGUAUUGGGGAGCUGCAAUGGGGCGACAGUGGAGUCUACUUCUGUAAAGUCACCAUCGCUGACGAUCUGGAGGGAAGGAACGAGGACCACAUAGAGUUACUGGUGCUUGGCAGGACAGGUGAGCAGAACGAUCUUCUACCUGAGUUUGAUCUGCAGAUUAUGCCAGAGUGGGCAUUUGUGGCUUGCGUAGCCCUGGGCAGCAUCUUAUUCCUGUUGUUGUGGGGAAUCUGCUGGUGCCAGUGCUGUCCUCACUCUUGCUGCUGCUAUGUCCGCUGCUGCUGCUGUCCCGAUACCUGCUGCUGCCCACGACACUUGUACGAGGCAGGGAAGAUGGCCAAGAGUCAACAGCCUGCUCCGAUUCCUGUGUAUCCAUACUACAUUCCUGGUGUACCUACUGUUGUCCCUCUUGCUCCAUCAUCGCAUCUGGAUGCAAAGAUCUCUACAGUUACAUCAACUGAAAAUAACCUGGCUGGAGUGUGCAGUAGUUACCGACUGACCACGAGCUCAAAUCAGGACUCCAUGAAAGUUCUCUACUACAUAGAGAAGGAGCUGGCUGAGUUUCCACCCAGCAAAAUGCCUUCUCUCAAAUCCAGCAGCAUGUCAGAGCUGAGUUCACUUCACGACGGAGGAAACACAGAUUUCAGGAACAACUAUCAGGCAGUUCAGAUGAAGGCGCUUCCACCUAUCGCGGACCAAGACGACCAAGUGAGACCAGCUCCUCACACUCAGAGUCGACGUUCCAGACAAAACAGAGGCAAUCAGUCAGAUGAUGAACUGGAACGCAGGUGGAAUCCUCGCUCAGAACACCUGCAGAGGAAGACGUUGGGCAGAAGAGGACGCACCGGCUCUCUGGAUGAGCUGGAGGAAUUUGCUCGAUCCUACAGCUCUCGAGCUCGUCGACCUGAACCUCCAGACCGGACUUAUAAGCACGACUACAGCCCUCCCAGAAGGUUCUACCAGGAUGAAGAGGAUGGAUGGGGCCGCCGCAGCCCCUCCCCUUUGCAAAAGAGAAGGGACACAUGGGACAUUGACCGUCCAUCUCGAAGGGCCUUGAGCAAAAGUUAUGAUGACGGCUUUCUCACUAGUGUGCUGGAGAAUAAAGCGAGAGGACGAGGAGGGGACAUGGGGGCUGGGAGACAGGAGGAGGACAGUGACACCCCUUCUAAAGGCAGCUCCAGAGGAAAGGGCAGUGAUAGUUACUACAGCCGGUCACCAAGCAACCGUCCAGAUGACGAGGACCCUCUACCUCCAUACUCGGAGCUGGAGGCGGGGCGUUACCGUAGGGCUGACCCAACCUCAGACCGGUACCGUACAGCAGAUCUACCCAGAUCAGAAAGAACCAGGACCAUUGAGCCCGGCCUGAGGCCCUUCUCCUACACUCGUCCUCACCUGGGAGCCGCUCAGACGCUACAGGGGCUCAGAGAGGAGCGAGACAGGACCCGUAACCUGAGCGCUGCGCUGAGCAGGGAUUCACUCAUAGUGUGAUGAGGCGUUUGCACAGCAGUCCGUUCAUUAAAACUGUCCUGCAGCUACGCAGGAGACACUAACGGUUCCACCACCAGCUGCAUGAAGCCUGGCUCACCUCACUGAAACAAAUAACCUCACUGGGAAUUAAAGAGAAUUACAUGUGCACAAAGAGACCCGUGCUCUGUGGUUAUUAUCUUUGUGAUCAUGCAUUAAUUAUACUUUUGUACUUGUGCAUAUUUUACAGUGUUUGACUCAUUUAUUGACAUAAAACAGUGCCAAGAUACUUAUUAUUAUAUGUUUGUUUGUUUUGGUUGCCAAUAUCAGAAUAGUCUGGUGAAACAAGCGGCCCCCAGUUUUCUGUGACUCAGGAUUACUGUGUACUUUUACAUUCAUUUGCUCUAUUUUGUUACUGUAAGUACUGCACCUUGAAUUUGUUCGUUAUUGCACUGUUUAGAGACUUUUUAAAUAAAUAAAUCUUUUUUGAACCAUUUA
This is a messenger RNA of Nothobranchius furzeri (turquoise killifish), 2467 nucleotides long. RefSeq names its product immunoglobulin-like domain containing receptor 2. Gene Ontology annotation, cellular component: membrane. Gene Ontology annotation, biological process: pancreas development. Lineage: Eukaryota; Metazoa; Chordata; Actinopteri; Cyprinodontiformes; Nothobranchiidae. The record is from RefSeq and is a predicted model, not a curated record.